Protopterus annectens (West African lungfish) is the source of this 1569-nucleotide messenger RNA. RefSeq names its product coiled-coil domain containing 77 (gene CCDC77). The record is from RefSeq and is a predicted model, not a curated record. Lineage: Eukaryota; Metazoa; Chordata; Ceratodontiformes; Protopteridae. The transcript is spliced from 8 exons. Bases 194 to 1063 code for a protein of 289 amino acids. Gene Ontology annotation, cellular component: centrosome.
ACUGGAAGACAGGAAGAAAAUUCAGCGACUCCUUGCUUUAGUGGGACCAGAUGCUGGAGAUGUUACGUACUUCCACCGAGAACCCCCGCACAAGGUUACUGUUCCACAGCGGAAAGUUGCACCCAGUGAUCCACACAGGCGUACCGAAGCACAAGCAUCUAAAAGUGGUCACAGAAAGGGGAGUGCAAAAUCAAUGGGAAAGGAACAGCCAUCCAGUCCUGAAUCACAGCAGAAAGAUAACCAAAUCCUUUUGCUUCAGGUGGAAGCAUUGCAGGCACAGCUUGAAGAGCAAACUCGCUUAGCAAAGGAGCAGACAGAAGCACUUCUGGAAGACAGGCGAAUUCGUAUGGAAGAACUACAAGUACAGCACCAGCGAGAUCAGGACAAAAUAAAAGCCCUAACUGAAAAGUUGCACAAAACACAGAACUUGCUGUAUGAGAGUACUAAAGACUUUCUGCAUCUUAAAUUUGAUGGCCGAAGCAAUGAGAAAGCAUGGAUGGCAGAAAAAGACCGUCUCUUGAGAGAGCUGGAUGCAUGUCGGGAGCAGCUGAGUGUGCACCAAGGGUGUGAUUGGAAUGGUGUCCAUGUCCCCUUGGUAGAGCAUGAAACAAGGCAAAUUCACAGUGAAGAGAUCAAGUCACUGGAAGACCAGCUGAAACAGGCACAUCGUAUGGCAGAUAUGUACCGAGAGCAGUGCGUUGCCCUAGAGGAUGAGUUGGCACGGUUACGUGAGGAAGGAGAUGUGGGUCGUGAACUCUUUAAGGAACGCUCAGACAAAAUUGCAAAGCGUCUGCAGCUGAUGACCCAGCGGUAUGAGGCUUUGGAAAAACGUAGAGCAAUGGAGGUAGAGGGAUUUAAAACUGAUAUCAAGCACCUUCGGCAACGACUUAAAGAUGUAGAGAAACAGCUUCUCAGGGUGACUCUUAAUAUUGGACCAGAUCAAGACCUGGCAAUUCUGCAUGAAGUUCGGCAGACAAAUUCACGGACCCACAAAAUUCAAGGAGAGCUGAGGAACCUGAAAGCAAAAAUAUAUGGCCUAGAAAAUGAGCUAAGAUUCUGUUAAAAGUUUCCUUGGGCAGAGCAUAUUCUAGGAAUGUCUUCAGUGGUGAGCUUUUUGGAUUGAAUUAAACUGCUCAUCUCCACAGAUGCUUUCUUGACUGAGGUGUGGUUCAUUAAAAUUAGGAGAACACUACUUCCAUUCACUGUCCGUACACAGUGCUAUGAAAAAUUUUCAGAUUUCGAUAUGAGCAACCAGGAUUAAAUUGGAGAUGCUUCUGCAAUCAAAUAAUCAAUUGUUCUGGUCCUCAGUAGGUUACAGCUCAACCUUUUAAUGGAAGUGUUUGAUUAAAGUGAACAUUUGCUGUGCAUGAGCAGGAAAGAUCACAAAACACAAAGAAGGCCAUUUUAGUCCUUGCUACUAGUGUUGUGUUGUGGCAGCGGAAUUUGAAAAGCACCAUGCAGUUUUAGUUUACAGUGAAAUUUUCAUAAUUUGUUUUUGAACAUUUGCAUUCUGAAAUAACUGAGAAGCAAAAGUCAUAAUUUUAUUCCAUUAAAAAUUAUAAACUUUGA